Heterobasidion irregulare TC 32-1 is the source of this 309-nucleotide messenger RNA. RefSeq lists its product as uncharacterized. NCBI's taxonomy places the organism in Eukaryota, Fungi, Basidiomycota, Agaricomycetes, Russulales, Bondarzewiaceae. The coding region runs from base 1 to 309 and encodes 102 amino acids. The transcript has 2 exons. The record is from RefSeq and is a predicted model, not a curated record.
AUGUACCACGUCCGCUUUCGGUGGGCGCAUCGGGUGAAAGGAAACAAGGGUCUCGGCACCUAUAGCGGGGAAGAUGGAGUCAGCGCGCCGUUCUCGUCAAUCUUGGGACAGGGCAGAGUGGGGUACAUGACUGGAGGUGGACAAACGGGGCUCGGUGCUUACCUUCUAGAUGCCAAUUUCACCAUCCACUAUGGACACCCCGACUGUCGCCUCCGCGCUGCGCGCAUUCCCGGACCUGUGCUCUGUGGGCCAAACUCGUAUUUCUCUCCCACCUGUUCUCUGUUUCUCUCCCAGACGGCGGGAUACUGA